AUGGCUUUGCUAUUCCCACAAGAUCAUGGUCAAGCAGUACAAUGGGUACAAAUGGUCGCUUACCCCCCUGAACCAAGUUACUUCCUUCAGCAACUUCCUCCAGCAACUCCCUUCAGCAACUUUCUUCAGCAACUUCCAUCUUCAGCAAUUUCCAUCUUCAGCAACUUCCAUCUCCACCAACCUCCAUCUUCACCAACUUUCAUCUUCACAAUCUUCGCCGACAAGGUAGACUAUAUUGCCUUUACCAGCCCACGCGCACUUCAAGACUACGACUCCCACAAUCUCCUAGUCGACACCAAAAUCAAGAUGGAUUAUCGUCACGCCCAAGUUCCUGGAACCUGUCCAUCUACAAGGUGUUCUGAAGGUGCUCCACAGAUGCCCCUUGAGACGUCUGAGCGCCGACAAGUACGACACAAAGAGCCUGUACACUGUGCAGUCAAAUCGUCUUCUCCAAAACCAUCAUACAUGCCAGGCUCAGCUACGUCAAGGCUACCUACACCCCGCCUUGCAUCGCCGUGGCAAUGGGCGUACGUUCCUUCAAACACCAACCCGUCUGCAAGAGUACUUGCACCCAUCAACCAGGAAACUCAGGAGAUACACCCAUCUUUCUACCGCAGGUUUCCAUCCGCACUUGCCAGUAUAACACCUGCAACGCAGCCAGAGAAGAGCUACUCAGAGCGCAUAGCUUCCAGACGAGAGGCUUCCCAUGCGAAGUGUGAGAAAUGGCUGGCUAUCGACAAGGCCAAUGUACCUCAGCAAGAGCUGGAGCAGCUGAGUCUGGACUCUGAUGAAGAGGAGUGGGAGAAGGUUGAUGGUGACGAGGAUUGGGAGUUUGUCGAUAGUCCUGGAGUCGAGGAAGACAUAGUAUCCAUGUUGCUUACUACAUGA
This is a messenger RNA of Alternaria alternata, 888 nucleotides long. RefSeq lists its product as hypothetical. The transcript has 4 exons. Bases 1 to 888 code for a protein of 295 amino acids. Lineage: Eukaryota; Fungi; Ascomycota; Dothideomycetes; Pleosporales; Pleosporaceae. The record is from RefSeq and is a predicted model, not a curated record.